Messenger RNA from Wyeomyia smithii (pitcher-plant mosquito), 1881 nucleotides. Its product is annotated as probable cytochrome P450 6a14. NCBI's taxonomy places the organism in Eukaryota, Metazoa, Arthropoda, Insecta, Diptera, Culicidae. Bases 75 to 1565 code for a protein of 496 amino acids. The transcript is spliced from 2 exons. The record is from RefSeq and is a predicted model, not a curated record. Gene Ontology annotation, molecular function: oxidoreductase activity, acting on paired donors, with incorporation or reduction of molecular oxygen; iron ion binding; heme binding.
ACAUAUAAGAAACAGCCAUCCGUCUGUUGACAGUCAGUAUUCAAAAACCUUCAAUCGCGUCAACGUGUUUCAAAAUGCUACUUUACUUAGUGCUAACGGCGUUAGCCUUAACCGUGUGGUGGAUACGAAAGCGAUAUUCCUACUGGAGUGAGCGCGGUGUUCCGUUCAUAAAGCCAACUUUUCCCACCGGUAAUCUUGGUGGAAUGGCCAGCCGGGAGCACAUUUCCGCCAUCAUGGAACGGUGCUACAAACAGCUGAAAGGAAGUGGUCCUUUCGGAGGAAUCUUUUUCUUCAUCAAUCCGGUGGCGCUCGCUUUGGAUUUGGAUUUCAUUAAGACAGUGUUGGUUAAAGAUUUUCAGUACUUUCACGAUCGGUCCGUGUACUACAACGAGAAGGAUGAUCCACUGUCGGCGCAUCUUUUUGCGAUGGAGGGGCCAAAGUGGAGGAAUCUUCGAGCCAAGUUGACACCAACAUUCACGUCCGGCAAGAUGAAGAUGAUGUUUCCAACGAUUAUUAGUGUGGCAGAUCAGUUUCAGGAAUUGAUGGUGAAAGAGAUAAAGACUGGGGAUGAGAUUGAAAUGAAGGAAAUUUUGGCACGAUUUACCACCGAUGUGAUCGGUAGCUGUGCGUUUGGGUUGGAAUGUAAUAGCUUGCAUAGCCCCGAAGCGGAGUUUCGACGGAUGGGAAGAAAAAUUUUCCAAUUUGGUAAAUUCAAGUUGCUUAAGAUAGUGCUGGCUCAACAGUUCCGAGCUAUUGCUCGUGCUCUUCACGUGACAACAGUGGAUUCAGACGUUUCGGAAUUUUUCAUGGGUGCAGUGAAGCAAACCGUGGAAUAUCGUGAGCAGAACAAAAUCGAACGGAAUGAUUUUAUGAAUUUGUUGAUUGAGUUGAAAAAUGCCAACACCUCGGAGAAGGAAGAUGGGCUGUCUGCCCUAAGCAUCGAGGAAGCUGCCGCGCAAGCCUUCGUAUUCUUCCUAGCCGGAUUCGAAACAUCGUCUACGGCUAUGUCCUACUGUUUGUAUGAAUUGGCUCAGAGGCCCGACCUGCAGGAUAAAGCUUACGAGGAUGUGCAGGCUGCGCUGAAAAAACAUGGCUCAAUGAGCUACGAAGCAAUUCACGAUAUGAACUACAUCGGUCAAUGCAUUAAUGAAUCUCUUCGCAAAUACCCACCCGCCAGUAAUCUUCUUCGGUUGGUCACACAGGAUUACAAGGUUCCGAAUAGCAACUUUAUUCUCGAGCGAGGCUCGACGAUGAUCAUUCCGGUUUAUGGACUUCAUCACGAUCCGGAGUUUUAUCCCGACCCGGAACGGUAUGACCCCGAACGCUUUUUUCCGGAACAGGUAGCGCGCCGAAAUCCGUUCUGUUUUCUUCCGUUUGGUGAAGGACCUCGCAUCUGUAUCGGUAUGCGCUUCGGUUUGAUGCAGGCCCGUGUGGGUUUGGCGUACUUGCUGAAAGACUUCCGAUUCACACUGUCCAACAGGACACCGGUUCCGCUGAAGAUUAAUCCCAGCAGUGCCGUGCUGACGUCCGAGGGAGGAUUGUGGUUGCAUGUGGAGAAGCGAUGAAAAUUGUAACCGUUGUUUGUUAUGAGACUGAAAUAUUGAAAUAUGAUAGAUUUAUAAGGGUUGAAAGUAUAUUUGUUUCAUUAGAAUAUAUAAUUUAUACAAUUCACUAGAAGCUCUUUUAGUAUUCAGAAAACUAGGAAAUUUGUUUACGGAAGUAAAUGAGUUAGCACACAGAGCGAGGUAUAUGUCUAUGACAAAUACUGUUACCUCCGCUAAGAUUACGCAAUCUGUUCGAAAACCUGUUUCAGGGGUUCAUCAGAGUUGAUCCCAAUACAAUCCACUUCGCUCGAAGUGACUUUUAUAAGCAUGAAACAAA